Ipomoea triloba (trilobed morning glory) is the source of this 1728-nucleotide messenger RNA. RefSeq lists its product as uncharacterized. The record is from RefSeq and is a predicted model, not a curated record. NCBI's taxonomy places the organism in Eukaryota, Viridiplantae, Streptophyta, Magnoliopsida, Solanales, Convolvulaceae. The transcript is spliced from 4 exons. Bases 1 to 1728 code for a protein of 575 amino acids. Gene Ontology annotation, molecular function: RNA-DNA hybrid ribonuclease activity; nucleic acid binding.
AUGACGGCCGAACGAAGGGACUUUGUGAAGAACGAGUUGGUCGCGUUGACACAGGCAGGACAUGUCAAGGAGAUCUAUUAUCCUGAGUGGUUGAGCAACAUAGUCCUGGCCCCACCAAAAGGCUCCACGUGGAGAAUGUGCAUGGAUUAUACAGAUCUCAACAGAGCCUGCCCUAUGGAUCGAUUCCCCUUGCCAAACAUAGAUCAGCUGGUAGAUGAGACGGCAGGAUGCGAAUUGAUGAGCUUCAUGGAUGCCUUCCGUGGGUACCAUCAGAUAUUCAUGCAUGAGGAGGAUGCUGAGAAGACCGCGUUCACCACUCCAGAAGGCAUUUUUUGCUACUUGGUCAUGCCGUUCGGCCUCAAAAACGCAGGCGCAACUUACACCCGGAUGGUGGCCAAGUUGUUUGGAAAAGUGCUGGGACGAAACAUGGAGGCAUACGUAGACGACAUAAUUGUCAAAAGCUGCAAAGGUGCCUCCCAUGUCAAAGACCUUAACGAGGUAUUUUCUAUUCUGAGAAAUUUCAAUUUACGCUUGAACCCUAAAAAAUGCACAUUCGCAGUUAAUGGGGGCAAGUUUCUGGGAUUUAUGGUCACUAGAAAUGGGAUAGAACCAAACCCAGAAAAGGGUGCGAUAAGCUCCGUGUUGGUCAAAGAGGAAGGAGGGACUCAGCGUCCCAUUUACUAUGUGAGCAAAGCUUUACACGAUGCAGAGCUACGGUACACUGCCGUAGAAAAAACAGUAUUCGCUACGGUCAUCGCCUCUAAAAGGUUGGCCCAUUACUUCCAAGCUCAUCCUAUCCAUGUACUCUCACAUCAACCAUUGGGGAGUUUCUUACGGAACACUAACUCUGCUAGGAUGGCGAGAUGGGUCAUGCACCUCAGCCAGUUCGACAUUGAAUUCAAACCAAGACCCGCCAUCAAAGGUCAAGCUCUCGCAGACUUCAUAGUAGAAUGCACAGCCCGCGAGGGGACGGAGCAGGUGGAGAAUGAAGAUGGUGGAUGGUGGACAUUGUCUACGGAUGGCUCAUCCAACAGUAAAGGUUGCGGUGGUGGAGUAGUGCUCAUCACCCCAGAAGGAUUCCGCGCUUACUAUGCAAUCAGGUUCCACUUCAAAUUAUCUAACAAUGAGGCGGAGUAUGAGGCCCUCCUCAACGGACUACGGUUAGCAGCAAGACUACGAGCAGAAAAAAUUCGCAUCCGAUGUGACUCCAAGCUAGUGGUCGGCCAGGUGACUGGGGAAUACGAAGCCAAUGAAGAGAACAUGCAAAGAUACAGGUACGCAGUGCUGCGAACCUUGCGAGAAUUCGAGGGGUAUGAAAUUCACCAAGUACCUCGAGAACAGAAUGAUGACGCUGACAUGAUCUCCAAGCUGACCACUGGGAUCCCCAGCCACAUUCGUAAGAUUGCUCGGGUUGAGGAUUUGGAGACAUCCAGCAUCGACAUCUCAUGGGUCUGCCCCGUGCAAACUAGAGAGCCAUGUUGGAUUGACCACAUUACAAAGUACAAGAAGGAUGGCACUUUACCAGUGGACGAGCAAGAUACAAAGCUGACAAGGUUGCGGGCACCCAACUACGUGNUUCUUGCAGUUUGGGUGAGGGAGGGGGGCUGGCAGGUUGGAUGGGUGAGGCGUCGAGCAGGAUUAGAUGGGAUGGUAGGAAAAUGUGGGAAGAGGGGAAGAACACCAAAGUACAAUGAGGAUGAAGUUGGAGGAUCCGUUGACACCUUGUAA